AUGCCCCGCCAUUCAUUUUCCAUUAGUUAUUAUUUUGUGCUUGUAGUAGCCGUAAUGGCUGCCUUGACAUCUGCUCAGGGCGUCAGCGAUACUGGUGAAAAGGAUGGAAACGCUAUUUACGAUGCUGCCAAGACGCUCAGCCCUGGCAACUAUGUAUUCAAGUCGGCUACCAGCAAGCAAUACCUUUCAUUCAUUAGCGAAGGCAACCUUGUUGUCCCCAAAUCCUCCCAUCAUCCUCGUGUUUGGGAGAUCCGUAAGCACGAAGAAAAGAGCAAGGCUACCAAAUAUUGGACAGCUCGAGGUCAAAAUAAGGCCGGCAACGAAAAGUGCAUUUCCACACGUUGGACUGUCGGUGAUGGCCAAGGCGGUUACCCCGAUGCUGCUGUGCUCUGGCAAUGCGAGACUGAUACCAAGAAACAUGACACUGGUGGUUAUGACCCUAUUGUUACUGAAAAGCAAUUGUGGCUUGCUGUCCCUGAUCCAAAGCACGAUGGCUAUUUCAAGAUUAUCUCGGCCUCUCACUUGUUUGACAUGAUUCCUACUUGCAUUGAUAGCAAGACUAUCUCUGGUGGCACCAAGCUUACUAAAUGCAAGGUCGACACUGAUAAGAAGAGCCUCUUGUGGAAGAUUACCAAGAUCGAUUAA
Messenger RNA from Lichtheimia ornata, 645 nucleotides. RefSeq lists its product as uncharacterized. The record is from RefSeq and is a predicted model, not a curated record. The transcript is spliced from 3 exons. Bases 1 to 645 code for a protein of 214 amino acids. Lineage: Eukaryota; Fungi; Mucoromycota; Mucoromycetes; Mucorales; Lichtheimiaceae.